This is a messenger RNA of Lindgomyces ingoldianus, 615 nucleotides long. RefSeq lists its product as uncharacterized. The transcript is spliced from 6 exons. Bases 1 to 615 code for a protein of 204 amino acids. Lineage: Eukaryota; Fungi; Ascomycota; Dothideomycetes; Pleosporales; Lindgomycetaceae. The record is from RefSeq and is a predicted model, not a curated record.
AUGGAACCUAACGCUGUGGGCAUCAUUUCAAAGCCUACUAUAUUUUUUUCUCCGUCUCUCGUCCUUCUCUUCUUGCAGUAUGCGAUGCAUGUCUGCCCAAUACCAACCACUUCAUAUUAUAAACCCUUCCGCUGGAUAUACACAGCCGUGCCUUCUAACACAAGGCUAGACGUCCUAGUGGCUAGGCAGGCAAUUUUAGGUUUGGAUACCACCUUCCACAGCUCGGGCAUUGGAAAGGGAGGAUGGGCUAGUCGUCAGCUCAUGCACGCACACCAUAGCAUAUGCAUUGCCCCUUCCGGCUUCUCGCUUCCCCACUACCACUUACUCUACGAGCUAGUCAGAACCCACUACUUGAUAGAGUGUGGUGGUGUUCCACGGCGUCAAAACUCAAUGACUAGCCCGAUGGUUGCAAUAUUACAUGAGGAAGGGGAAGGUGUUACACUGCAAGACCCAGAUAUUAUAUACGACUUGCCGUAUGGAUGCUCGAGUCCUCGACCAUCAAUGUUGAGUUCACCUGAAGCCGGGGGUGCCCCAGGAGAGAAAACGAACUUAGUUAUUGGAAAUAAGCUACCAACACACCACUUACCCACCCAGUCUCCGUCAAAACGACCGUAA